AUGCUGGACCCGUCCGGGCAGCCGAUGUGCCGCAUGGCGGCGAAGCGCGGCAGGUGGUACCUCGCAAAGGGGCUGGCGAGCCUGCUGCCCGAGGGGGACCCGCUCGCUGCUCAGGCGCCGGGGCGGACGAUCCGGCUGCACUUCGAGCCAGGCGGGCCGGGGAACGCUGCCGAGCCGUGGCUGCUCGCCGGCAAGCGCAACGCGCACGGCGUGUCGCGGAGCCCCGCGCCGCGGCGGCAGGCGCUGGGCCAGGAGGAGGCGAAGGCCCGCUCUGCCGCCCUCGCCCUCUCCUCGCACCACGGCGCGCGGAUCCCCGCCGGGAGGCAAGCCGCGUGCAGCGAGGAGGGCGGCGUGCGAAUGCGGUCGCUCCUCACCGCCGUUCUCGAGUGA
Messenger RNA from Emiliania huxleyi CCMP1516, 390 nucleotides. RefSeq lists its product as hypothetical. The record is from RefSeq and is a predicted model, not a curated record. NCBI's taxonomy places the organism in Eukaryota, Haptophyta, Isochrysidales, Noelaerhabdaceae. The transcript is spliced from 2 exons. Bases 1 to 390 code for a protein of 129 amino acids.